AUGCUGGCCCGCGCCGUUGCACGUCGCGCACUGUGCGCAAGCCCUAUUCUGCGGACAGCGCGAACAGCCCGCCCGCUCGUGCGCUUGAACUCGACAGCUCCGUCCACUGGGAAGAUCGCGCCCCUCGCUAUCCCUCCAGAUGCGCUGCGUGCGCACUCUGGUCCGCGGGAGCGGGUUACCCACGAUCCGGCCGACCUCAGUCCGCAGGUUGCGGGCACCGACGUCGUGCUCGCGGGUUGGUUACAUGCGUCGCGACGCGCGAAUAAGAACGUCUCGUUCUUCAACCUCCGCACUCAGCGGGGUAUGGUGCAGCUCGUCGCGCGUGGUGACCUGGCCACAGAGAUGCUGGAGUGGCCGCUGGAGAGUGUACUCCAAGUUAGCGGGACAGUUGUCGCUCGCUCCGCCAAGGCUCUCCCUCCCAAUGUGGAGCAAGCCUCCGACGCGGUCGAGGUGGACGUGAGCAGCGCGACACUGCUCAACCCCGCGGGCGAGCUGCCGUUCCUUCCCAACCGACCGCCACUGGCCAACGAGGACCUGCGCGCCGAGUACCGUUUCCUCGACCUGCGGAGGAAUGCGUUGGCCAAGAACCUACGCUUGCGUUCCGACGUCGCCCACCUCACCAGGAACUACCUGCACAACAAGGGGUUUACCGAGGUCGAGACGCCGAUGCUCGUCAACUCGUCGCCUGAAGGGGCCAGGGAGUUUUUGGUUCCCACCCGCGGUAAGGAACCCAGCUUCUAUGCACUGCCCCAGAGCCCGCAGCAGGCUAAACAGCUUCUCGUCGCUGGCGGCGCUGUUGACCGGUAUUACCAGAUCGCGAGGUGUUUCCGGGACGAGGACGGGCGCAAGGACCGGCAGCCCGAGUUUACGCAGAUCGAUCUCGAGAUGGCGUUUGUUGAGGGCGCGGGGGAGGGUACCUGGGGCAUUGGUGGAGGGGAGGUGCGCGAGGUUGUUGAAGGCCUGAUGCGGCUGGUCUGGAACAAGAUCAAGGGAUAUGAGAUCCCGGCCGACGGAUUCAAGGUCAUGCCGUACGACGUUGCUAUGGACGUGUACGGCAGCGACAAGCCCGACACUCGCUUCGAGAUGUACACCCUGCCGGUGGGCUACUAUCCUACGAUGAGCGAUGAGUCGCUCGACAAGAUCCUCAUGGACCAGAGCCCCAGUACCGUUGAGUGGAUGGUUACCCCGAAGACGUGGGCUGAGUCGGUCGACGUCGCCAAGGUCGGCAACGAUAAUCCCUAUGUCGACUACGUCCGCAUCACGCCCGAGAACCAGUACAGCUGGACCAAGGACUCGGUGCUUACCCUUCCCAUGGGCCUCACGCUGGACUCGAGUCUGCCGGGCGGUGCGCAGCCAGGCGACGUGGUUUGGGUCUCGCGCCGCCCCAAGAUCCCCGAGGGCGGCUGGACUCCCCUGGGCCGUCUCCGUGUGCAGCUGUACGACGAGCUGGUCAUGAAGGGCACUGUCAAGCCUCCGACCGAGCCUCACUUCCUGUGGGUCACACAGUUCCCGCUCUUCACAAAGGCGGACGAGGACAAGGCCUUCCUCGCCAAGGGACGCUGGGCGUCGUCUCAUCACCCCUUCACCUCACCCGUGGCUGGAGACCUGCCAUCCCUGGAAUCCGGUGACGUCGAGCGUGUCCGGGGUCAACACUACGACCUUGUUCUGAACGGUUCAGAGGUCGGUGGCGGCAGUGUGCGGAUCCACGAUCCCGAGCUGCAAAAGUACGUGAUGAAGGAGGUACUCAAGCUGGAUGAGGAGGAGAUGGGUCGCUUUGCCCACCUCCUCCGCGCCCUCGAGUGUGGCGCUCCCCCACAUGGUGGCAUCGCUAUUGGGUUUGACCGCUUGAUUGCGUUGCUGGCCGACACCCCUAGCAUUCGGGACGUCAUCGCGUUCCCGAAGACUGGGACGGGCGCCGACCCUGUAUUCCGCUCCCCGAGUGCUUCGAGUGACGACGUGCUCGGCGAGUAUGGGCUGCGGUCCAUCAAGGAGAAGGAGGGAGACAAGGACAAGGUCCAGGAGGAUAAUGGGCGGUGGAACAUGGCGGAGGAGAGCGACGACCCCGUCGUCAAGCGCCUUGGAGAGCUGCCGUCGCGCUUCCUCGACGAGCACAAGUUCCCCGGGCUCCAACGUCAAGAUCGCGUCCUUCCCAAUUCUUCCUUCGAGGAACGGCACACCGUGCUACCAUACCACGCGAGUUCAUGCAGCACCCUGUUUUUCGCGUUUGCAAUCCCUACACUUCGAUACCGCGAGUACGCUAGACAACAACUGCCCAAUAUGGCUACUGUUAACAUUCGCCGCGAUGUGGACGACAAGUUCUAUCGCUACAAGAUGCCCGUCCUCCUCACCAAGAUCGAGGGCCGUGGUAACGGCAUCAAGACGGUCGUGCCCAACAUGGAGGACGUCGCGCGUGCGCUGAAUCGGCCGCCUUCGUACCCCACCAAGUUCUUUGGCACCGAGCUCGGUGCACAGACCACCAUGGCCAACGACCGUUACAUUGUCAACGGCGCGCACCAGGCAGACCGCCUGCGCGAGUUGCUCGAUGCUUUCAUUGACAAGUUUGUUCUCUGCGCGUCGUGCAAGAACCCCGAGACCGAGCUCGUCAUUACGGGCCGCGGCAACAACGAGGACAUUCACCGCGACUGCAAGGCUUGCGGUGCGCACACGGGCAUCGACAUGCGCCAUAGGCUCACGACCUUCAUCCUCAAGAACCCUCCCAAGAAGGACAAGAAGAAGGGCAAGAAGGGCAUGACUGCCGAGGCCAACGUCGGCGGCCCUGUCGUCUUUGACGAGAAGGAGGGCAGCAACGAGGACGACAGCGCGAAUGGCACCCCCCCGGUCCCGACCGAGGGCACCGACAUUGACGCCAUGCUCGGUCGCGGUGGCGACCCGAUUCUCGUCAACCCGGACGCCCUUGCGAAGAAGGUCAAGAACCUCGAGAUCGACGAGGACGAAGAGGACGAGGACUCUCCGUUCUACCAGCUUCGCGUCUGGCUGUCGGAGAACCCUGCUCCGUCUGACGCCGAAGUCGUUGCCAAGCUCAAGGAGCUCGACAUUGUCACCAAGCACAAGGCGCUCGUUGAGAUUGGCCACAAGCUCUUCACAUCCGAGAACGUCGCCCAGGAGAUCGAGGAGCGUGCCAGCCUCCUCAACGCUCUCAUCACUUCGGAGAAGCACCAGAAGUCGUUCCUCGGCGGCCUCGAGCGCCUCGUUGCGCUUGACCCUAACGCCGACGAGCUGAUUGCCAACGGCGUCGUCUCGAGAAUGCUCAUGGCUGCUUACCAGGAUGACGUGCUUGACGAGGAGGUGUGCAUCAACUUUGGCACGCACGUCAGUAAGAAGUACGUCAGCAAGGAGCAGAGCAAGAAGGUGCGCAAGGCUGCCGAUUCGUUCCUCAAGUGGCUUGAGGAGGCCGACAGCGACAGCGACGACGAGUGA
Messenger RNA from Cutaneotrichosporon cavernicola, 3438 nucleotides. RefSeq lists its product as uncharacterized. Gene Ontology annotation, biological process: translational initiation; aspartyl-tRNA aminoacylation. Gene Ontology annotation, cellular component: cytoplasm. Gene Ontology annotation, molecular function: ATP binding; protein binding; translation initiation factor activity. Lineage: Eukaryota; Fungi; Basidiomycota; Tremellomycetes; Trichosporonales; Trichosporonaceae. The record is from RefSeq and is a predicted model, not a curated record. The coding region runs from base 1 to 3438 and encodes 1145 amino acids. The transcript is spliced from 8 exons.